This is a messenger RNA of Vicia faba (fava bean), 6765 nucleotides long. Lineage: Eukaryota; Viridiplantae; Streptophyta; Magnoliopsida; Fabales; Fabaceae. The record is from the annotation of a GenBank genome assembly.
AUGGAGAUUGGUGAAAUGGGGAGAAAGGAACCAGAAACAGAGAUUCCAUGGGUUCCUACAACCCCUGCUAAGCCAAUUCUACCAAAAUCAGUUCCGAUCUGCACUCCAGCGGAGGGAAACGACCAAACCCAUCAUCAUGGUAAUGAAGCAGUUGCAUGUUCUGAAUUCUCAAAUGGGUCAGAGAAAAACAGAGAAUCUUGUCAUGGAUCAGUGCCUAUGGCUACAAUUGCAGACAAUGCAAGUGAUAAUGGCAAAAUCUGUGAAAAGACAGGUUUUGGUAAUGUUUCAUGUUGGAGUGACCUAGGUGGUUCGGCCAAAUUUAUGUUUCCGGCAGAGGUGGGUUCGUCGAACUCUUAUGCAACGCAGCUCGGAAACAAUAAUGGAUUGAAUGAUCUAUUUGUUCCAAGGGUUCCUCAAGAAACAUCUGACAAUGCUUGCUGUAGCAAGAGAACUUCCCCGGAUGACCCUACCGAAAUGCUUAACAAGGAUGGACCCUCACUGAACAAAGAGCUAUGCGGCCUUGUUGUGGAACUUACUGGUGCUUCUUCACCGUUGAAGGAGAAUCACAACCCAGAUGAAGGGAGCAGCCUCGGUACGGGUCUGAAUAAAACACCAGAAAAAAAGCCGAGGAGAAAAAAGCAUCGCCCCAAGGUCAUUAGAGAAGGCAAACCCAAAAGAACUCCUAAGCCAGCUACGCCAAAGCCUGCACAAUCAAAAGGAAACACAACUGGCAAGAGGAAGUAUGUGAGAAGAACAGAAUUGAACAAAGCUCCUACUCCUGCAACAGAAGUGACCGGAGAACUCACUGAAAAAAUUCCUGAAGCUGCCGAAAUAUCAUGUAGAAGGUCCUUAAAUUUUGAAAUAGGUACAAAAGAUGAGAGUUCUGCAGGCAGAAAAAGUACAACUGGACUUCUAGACAAAGAAAAUGGUGUAGCCGUACAAGAACCAGAUGUUGGCCUUGCUUUUGAUUUAUACACUCCGGGUAAGCAUCCAUCAAACAGUUCCAUGUCAUUACCAGAAGAUACACAAGUUCCAGAUACAUCUUCACAAAGCAUCCACCCUGAGGCAUCUUCACAAAGCAUCCACCCUGAGGCAAAGCCAAAAGAAAACCCAACUGGCAAGAAGAAACGUGUGAGAAAGAAAUUGAACAAGCCUCCUACACCUCCAACAGAAGUGACAGGUGAACUGACUACAGAAACGAUGUCUGAAUUGGCCAGACCACCCUGUAAAAGUUCCACAAAUUUUGACAAAGGAGGAAUGGAAGAGAGUUCUACUGUCAAAGAGAAUGUAGUCAUAGAGGGAACAUACCCAGAUCUUGCUUAUGUGAGAAGGCCGGGAUUAAAUGAGUCUUCUACUCCUACUAAAGUAUCCGAAGACUUGCCUGGAAAAACGAUGCCAGAAUCUGCGAAAAAUUCUUGUACAAAGUCCUUAAAUUUUGAUGGAGGAGAAAGAGGUGAAAGUUCUGCCAACAGAGAAAAUGCAAUUGUGCAUCCGAGCAUAGAAACUGGUACAGCACUGCAGGAAAUUGAGGUGGACCUUGCCUAUGAUAUGAAGGCUCUCAUGAAGCAGGCAGCAGAAAACAAUUACAUGUCAUUUUUUAAUAAUGAACAAACCCUAAGUACAUCCCCUUCAAAAACUAAUUCUCCCGGGGAAAAGCCGAGAGGAAGCCUGACAGAAAAUACGUAUCAGAGAAGAAAACGAAUGAACAAGUCUCCUACUUCCCAAACAGAAAUGACAGGAGGACUGACUGGGGUGCUGAUGACAGAAUCUAAAGAAACAGCAAUGAGUAGGUUCUCGGAUUUUGAUAUGGCAACGAAGUAUGAAAGUUCUGCUCACAGACAAAUUGUAAAUGUGCAAAUGGACGAUGUAGUAGAGGAAACACCUGUAGGCCUUGCCUAUAAAGACAGUUGGAUGAAGCAGGCAUUACAUAGUUACAUAGCAUUACCUGAAGGUGAGAGGAAGUGUGUGAGAAAGAGAGCGAACAGGACUUUUACACCCAAAAAAAUGACAGGUGAGUUGACUAAACCAAUCAUGUCUGAACCUACCAUAAUAUCGUGUAGAAUGUCCAUAAAUUUUGACACAGGAGGAAGAGAUGAAAGUAGUAUGUGCAAUGAAAGCCUCGCCAAUGAUCAAAACACCUUGGUGAAAGAGAUAGCACAUAAUUACACGUCGUUAUCUGAAAACACACAAGCUCCAAGUACAUGUCUUCCAAAAAGCAAUCUUCUUGAGGUGAAGCAGAAUGCCAGGAACAAAAAUAAAAGAAAGGGUCUUGCAGAGGCUGAGGAUGGAAACAUCAGUAAUGCUCAGGCUUCGACUGUAAAGUUACAGAUGAUUGGUUGCGAGAGAGAGCAUUCUAAAACCACUGAAAGAGCAGAUAAUAGUCAAGCUUCAACAGUAAACUUACAAAUGGAAAUGGUUGAUUGGGAGGGAGAGCAUUCUGGAACCAAUGAACGCGCAGAUAACAGCGGCAUGAAUCUGAUCGGGGCACACUAUAAUGAAUUGCACUCAUACCAGUCAAAGCCUCCGCUUCAGUUUCCAAAUACACGUCUUCCAAAAUGCAAUCCUCCUGGAAGGAAGCGGAAUGCCAGGAACAAAAACAAAAGAAAGAGUCUUGCAGAGGUUGAGGAUGGAAACAUCAGCAAUGGUCAGGCUUCAACUGUAAAUUCACAAAUGGUUGGUUACGAGGGAGAGCAUUCUGGAACCACUGAACGUGCAGAUAAUGGUCAAGCUUCAACAGUAAAGUUACUAAUGGAAAUGGUUGGUUGCGGGACAGAGCAUUCUGGAACCACUGAACAUGCAGAUAACAGCAGCGUGAAUCUGAUUGGGGCACACUCUAAUGGAUUUCACUCAUACCAGUCGAAGUUUCCACCUCAGUUUCUAAAUAUCCAGAAGAAAAGGAGAACUGAAAAGGGAAAAACUUCUAACACUCAUAUUACAUCUUCUGUGAAUACCAAAAAUGGAGUACCACCAAUAUUUGCUCCCGAAGAUGCUCAAGUGCAUCCUUAUGCUUCAAACGACAGCUCCUGGAUGUAUGGUUUGGGAUAUAAUGCAGCUGUACGCCGAAUCAUAAAUGAAUCUAGAGAAAAUCAUUUUCAUAGCACUCAAACAUUUGAUGAGUUCAGAUUAUCUUUGAGAAGGAUGGCAGAAAUAUCUCUAUUACCAAAUCAAACUUGUGACUAUAAUUCUCUAAUGAGAAUUAGAAACUGCAUUGAACCAAAUUACAAUGCAAAACAACUGGACUUUUCAGACCGGCAAACAAUUAGAGAAGCAGAAAGACCACAAACAUGCACUGACGUCUUAGUUGAAGAUAUGCAUGUGUCAUGUGCAAAAAAGAAGCGAAGUAGAAAGAGAAGUGUUCUUUCAAGUUCAAUGCGUCCUAACAAAGAUGAGAUGCAACAGUGCCAUAAUUCUGCAUUGGGAAAUCACCAGCUGACACUGGGGAAACCAUCAGGUACUGCUCGCAGAGUAGUGCGGAAAAUAACGUAUAAUGUUGAAGCAUUAACAGAGCAAUUUAGACAGCUAAACAUAAACACGGGAGGGAAAGAACUUGCCUUAUAUGGGCAGACUGCACUUGUUCCCUUUCAGGGCUCAUUUGAUCCCAUCAAAAAACAACGCCCACGACCUAAAGUUGAUCUUGAUGAGGAAACUGAUAGAGUGUGGAAGCUUUUGCUGUUAGAUAUAAACCAUGAUGGGGUUGAUGGAACAGAUGAAGAAAAGGCCAAAUGGUGGGAAGGAGAACGUAAUGUGUUCCGUGGACGAGCAGAAUCAUUUAUUGCACGUAUGCAUCUUGUACAAGGAGACAGGCGAUUUUCUCGAUGGAAAGGAUCAGUUGUGGAUUCAGUGGUGGGAGUUUUCCUCACUCAAAAUGUCACAGACCAUCUUUCCAGUUCUGCAUUCAUGUCACUUGCUGCUCGAUUUCCCAAAAAGUCAGGCAGCAUGUGCGGAGAAGGCACGAGCCUGGCAGUCAACAAACAACAAGUGUGUGUGGUGGAACCAGAAGAGAACACCGAAUGUGAUGUAAACUUAUUGAAUCAAUCUGUUUGCAACCAGAGUUCUAUGACAGUUGAUAUAGUUGAGCAUUCUAGAGAAAAAACUGUCAACAGCAAUGAUUCCUGCAGAAUUACCAGUAGCCCAAUUAGCUUAACAGAUGAAUCAAACUGCAAACAAACAGUAUCACCUCAAAGAAAUAUUACAGAAUGCCACAGCCCAAUGGUGGUGAUUGAGGACAGGGAAGAAAAAUCAUGUCAUGAUGGUACUGGGAAAGAGUUAAAUGACAUUGUUUCAUCCCAAUCCUCUGUCAUUUCAUCUCAAAUAUCUGGAGAUUUUUCAAAUGAUCAAAAUCCUGAGAAGAUAGGAUCAUGCUCAGAUAGCAACUCGGAAGUUGAAGAUCUGUCAAGCACAGCAAAAUACAACAACUGUGGUUCCUUCUCUAAGCUUCUUGAAAUGGUAAGUUCAACCAAGUUUUCUGAAGUUAACAGUCAAAGAAGCAAAUUAAUUGAGAACAUGAGAGAUGACAAUGCAACAGAAAGCUGGAAAAAAUCAAAUGUCGCUCAAAGCUCUGUAAGAGAAUCCAUCAUUCCGUCCCAUGAAUAUAAUUUGAAACUCACACUCAACUUAGGAGCACGUGAAGUUAACUGCUCUGAUCCUUUCAACACGGAAGCUUUGUCAAGUGGCAUCUUAAAGAAUAAAGAUGAAAAUGAGAUGAAUACACCUAGUUUUCAAACAGAUGAAUCUGCAGGCUGUGUUGCAGUCACUCAUUCUCAAACUAAUGCAUCUCAAGUCCAUCCUCAGGAACAGAGUAAUCACAUGCAGCAAAGCUUUUUUGACAUUGCUGGACAAACUCUUGAUCUGAUUCAGAAAGAAAGGGAUUUUAAUUUUGGUGAUCACAAAGAUGUUGUGAGGAGUGAAACCAAUGAGGUAACUUCUGACCCAAUAAAGAAAACCAAAAAUCAAUUAAAGGAGGAAAAGGAACAAUUUGACUGGGAUAGUUUACGAAGAAAAGCACAAGCUGAGGCUGGGAAAAGGGAAAAGACAGAAGACACCAUGGACUCCUUAGACUGGGAUGCCGUGAGAUGUGCAGAUGUCGGUGACAUUGCUAAUACCAUCAAAGAACGGGGCAUGAACAACAGGCUUGCCGAGCGUAUUCAGAAAUUCCUGAAGAGAGUGGUUGAUGAUCACGGAAGCAUUGACCUUGAGUGGCUCAGAGACGUUCCACCUGACCAAGCAAAAGAGUAUUUGCUGAGCGUACGAGGACUGGGAUUGAAAAGUGUGGAGUGUGUGCGCCUGUUAACACUGCACCAUCUUGCCUUCCCGGUAGACACAAAUGUUGGACGUAUAGCAGUACGAUUGGGAUGGGUACCUCUCCAGCCACUGCCCGAGUCAUUACAGUUGCAUCUCCUAGAAAUGUACCCAGUGUUGGAGUCCAUACAAAAGUACCUCUGGCCUCGUUUGUGCAAGCUAGAUCAGAAAACAUUGUAUGAGCUACAUUACCAGAUGAUUACAUUUGGAAAGGUCUUCUGUACAAAAAGCAAACCAAAUUGCAAUGCAUGCCCAAUGAGAGCAGAAUGCCGACACUUUGCUAGUGCAUUUGCAAGUGCAAGACUUGCCCUGCCUGGACCAGAGCAGAAGAGUAUAGUAAUUGCAGCUGGAAAUAGUGUGCCCAAUGAAAACCCACCUGUAGUCAUGAGUCAGUUGCAGUUGCCUCUUGCUGAGAACACAAACCAAGUGGAAGAAAUUCCCGAAACAGAAGUUAGCGGACAACUAGCAAGAUCUGAAAUAAAUAUCUGCCAACCUAUCAUUGAAGAGCCGACAACUCCAGAGCCAGAAUGUUCGGAACAAAUACUAAGUGAUAUCGAAGAUGCCUUCUACGAAGAUCCAAGUGAAAUUCCUACCAUUAAACUUAACAUAGAGGAGUUCACUCUGAAUUUACAAAACUAUAUGCAACAAAACAUGGAACUUCAAGAAGGUGAAAUGUCAAAGGCUCUGGUUGCUUUGAAUCCAGAGGCUGCCUCCAUUCCUGUGCCCAAGCUAAAGAAUAUUAGCCGAUUGCGAACUGAGCAUUGUGUUUAUGAACUCCCGGAUACGCAUCCUCUUCUGGAAGGGUGGGACAAACGAGAACCUGAUGAUCCUGGCAAAUAUCUUCUUGCUAUAUGGACUCCAGGAGAGACAGCAGAUUCAACACAGGCACCUGAAUGCAAAUGCAGAUCUCGCGAAGAAUACGGACAACUCUGCAAUGAGAAGGAGUGUUUCUCAUGCAACAGUUUCCGGGAAGCAAACUCACAGAUCAUUAGAGGAACACUUCUGAUACCGUGUCGAACAGCUACACGCGGGAGCUUUCCAUUAAAUGGCACUUACUUCCAAGUCAACGAGGUAUUUGCUGACCAUGAGUCGAGCCUUAACCCUGUUAGUGUUCCCCGAAGUUGGAUCUGGAACCUCAAUAGGAGAACAGUAUAUUUCGGAACCUCCACAACAUCAAUAUUUAAAGGUUUAUCAACACAAGAAAUUCAACAAGCCUUUUGGAGAGGGUAUAUCUGUGUGCGGGGGUUUGAAAGGAAAUUGCGAACACCGCGCCCUCUGAUGGCUAGACUACACUUCCCAGCUAGCAAACUGGCCAAAGCCAAAGAGAAGACAAAAAAAGAGCCAAGUCCUGUGAAGAAAUCACAAGUACCAAAACCAGCGAGGAAAUCACAAGAACCAAAACCGAAUCCUGAACAGCCUGAACUGAUUACAAAUGGUCACAGCCUUCAGGAGAAAGGAACAGCCUGA